Lutzomyia longipalpis is the source of this 3564-nucleotide messenger RNA. It is a transcript of the gene Dh31-R, whose product is annotated as calcitonin gene-related peptide type 1 receptor. The coding region runs from base 756 to 2012 and encodes 418 amino acids. Gene Ontology annotation, molecular function: G protein-coupled peptide receptor activity. Lineage: Eukaryota; Metazoa; Arthropoda; Insecta; Diptera; Psychodidae. Gene Ontology annotation, cellular component: plasma membrane. The record is from RefSeq and is a predicted model, not a curated record. The transcript is spliced from 11 exons. Gene Ontology annotation, biological process: cell surface receptor signaling pathway; adenylate cyclase-modulating G protein-coupled receptor signaling pathway.
GUUUGUGAUACUGUAGAGUUCAUUGUGGAGCCGCAGAGUCGCAAAUUUACACAGCACACCAGAAUAAAUUGGGUUUUGAGAGGGAACUUCAUUUGACUCUUGCAAUCUUAAUUCUCAGUCACUCAGCAACCGUCGCCGGGGUUAAUCGUGUGCCAUUUCGCAAGAAAUUACAAAAAUAAAGACCAAAAAAAAACCCUCAAGAAGAGGGGUCUGCUCCAUUGAUUGUGAAGAGACUCUCGAAAAUAUCGCAAACUCGGUAUUGACAUUUAAAAUUAUACCUCUGUGUCGUACAUCUCUUAUUCGUAUAUUUUUCAUCACUGUGAGAAUCAAAACAAAUAAGACGACGAAACUGAUAAAAGACAUAAAAGUGGUAGUGUUGCAGGUGAGGCGACAUUUAACAGCAAGUUAAUCCGUGAUAGUGUUAAUUAUGCUACAUGGAAUAUAGUGGAUGUAAAAUAGCCAUCAGCAAUCGAUUGUAUUGGCAUUGGUGUUAAUUGAAUUUGAAAGUGUGCUAUCUGUUAAUUAACUGAAAUUACACUCUUGGUGCUUAUAGUUUUACUUGGUGAGCAUAUAAAAAAAUUGGGUUCAUUUGUGUCAAGUUCAGCUACCCAAUUUAGUUGUCAUGUGGGUGAAACCGGUGCACUUUUGACGAUUACGCCAGCAUCUCCAGAGAGAGUCACCAAAGAUUCAGUGUUUGCAUAUUGUCCAUCGUAGACAUCAAACGCGCCCAUUUAGAAUAGUGGCACAACAAAAUAAUGACUCCCAGUUCCAUGUCGACAACGACAACGGAACACCCUUUGAUUCAAAAGCGCCUUGAGUGUUUGGAGGAACUCAACAAAUCCAUUAGCUCUAUAGAAGAUGGUACCUAUUGUCCAGGAACGUUCGACGGAUGGCUUUGUUGGCCGAAUACACAAGCAGGAACUGCAGCAUUUGCACCAUGUCCAGAAUUCGUCACUGGUUUUGACCCCACCCGAUAUGCUCAUAAAGAAUGUGGAAUAGAUGGAGUGUGGUUCAAACAUCCCCUUACUAACAAAACGUGGUCCAACUACACAACAUGUGUUAAUUUGGCUGAUUUUGAAUGGAGGCAGCAAGUCAAUUUAAUAUACGAAACAGGAUAUUCGAUAUCCUUGAUAGCCAUUUUAUUAUCCUUAGUCAUUCUAGGUUAUUUUAGGUCCCUCAAGUGUUCCAGAAUUACAUUACAUAUGAAUCUGUUUUCAUCAUUUGCCGCCAACAAUUCCCUCUGGCUGCUCUGGUAUCGAGUUGUACUAGGAUCGCCUGAGGUUCUAGAGAGAAAUGAAGUUGGCUGUGUUGUUCUCCACCUGGUGCUCCACUAUUUCCUUCUCACAAAUUAUGCCUGGAUGCUAUGUGAGGGCUUUUAUCUCCACACCGUUCUCGUGGCUGCUUUUGUGUCUGAGAAAAAGCUCGUCAAGUGGUUAAUUUGGUUAGGAUGGGGUGCUCCUGCCAUUGUAAUCGUGCAAUAUGGACUACUCAGAGGAUUACAUGGAGAUGAAACAGACACAAUGCAGUGUUGGGCGAAUGAAACCUCAUAUACGAACAUACUUGUUGCUCCAGUGGUUAUAUCAAUGCUACUUAAUCUUUUAUUCCUGUGUAAUAUUGUACGAGUGCUAUUGCUGAAACUGAAAGCUCCAGCAGGACCACACGGUGGUGGUCCAUCUAGAACCGUUCUGCAGGCAUUCAGAGCGACUCUUCUUCUCGUUCCUCUUCUUGGUCUGCAAUAUAUUUUAACACCAUUCAGACCGGCGCCAGGACAUCCAUGGGAGCGCGUUUAUGAGACAGUAUCAGCUUUUACAGCUUCAUUUCAGGGACUUUGUGUUGCUUCACUAUUUUGCUUUUUUAAUGGUGAAGUUAUGGCUCAGGUUAAGAGAAAAUGGAGAACCCUCUUUUUUCGUCCACGAGCGAAUUCCUACACGGCAACUCAAGUUUCGGCACAAAAUCCUAAAUCAAAUAUGGAGCCACAAAGAGACCAUAGAGGAAGGAUAAUUUUAAUGUAGCUAUUUAGAGUUAACCAUCGCGUAAAGUGGAUUUAGUUAAUUUCAAUGUAGCCGCUCGGCUUGCAGUUUGUGCGAUGUGCUCCACAAGUGCCCGGUGAGGAGAAGGUCUGACUAACAGAGUUGAAUAAGAGCGCAGGUAAUGGCAGCACCGUGGACGACGAUAAUCACAAUGAGCGUCUCGAAUUGGUGACAAGAGUAAACGAAGUGACCCAGCAUGUGGAUGCCAAAGAAACACUGAUUCAACAUGGAGCAAAUGCCGAGAAUACGUACCCAUCUACAAGCAACACAACCAAUGGGAGCAGCCACAAAGUAACAUUUAUCAGCAACACCAAUCUUUUGCCACCCUCAUCGAAGGAUGACAGCCUGUAGAAGGGGAGCUAUCAUCGAUGAUAAAUCAAUAAAAUGGUAAUAUCUUGCGGCUCUAAACAUCCAACAGGGGACCACACAAGGUAAAUUGUGCGGUCGUUUUUUGAAAAAAAAAGAGGGAAACUAAAUCUCCAAAAGUGCCAUAGAAAACGUAUAGGCAUAAUGUACAUUAGGAAAUACCUACAUACAUAUAUACCUACAUACUUUACCACCGAAACUUUGAACAAUAAAUUUUAGGAAUUAGUUUACUCGUAGACACCUUGAAGGAAAACAUUGCAAAACGAAUCUGGAAUAAAUUAUUUUUAAUUGAAAAUUCCUGAUUUUUUACUACUUUAAUGCCAAAAAAUUUCAUGCUGUCGCACAAAAUGAGAAAAUUUAAUGAAAUUCAAAUAUGCCACUUUAAUGUAUCACGGGUGUCAACUAGUAAACUUUCCUAAUAAAUAUUGAAAAAAAUCAUCCUUAUUUUAUUUGGAUUAUGCUAUUAUUUUUUCUAUUCCAUCAUCCAAAUAUUUUUUUUUAUUUGCGAUAGUAUUUAAUUCUCUGAAUAAGUAUUUUCUAUAUUUUUUUAGCUUUAUCGUGGCCUAUAUUUUGAAUAGAUAAAUCCUCAAAAAUUUAACAGAAUAGCUGAACAAAAGAGAAAUCAAUAAAUUGUAUAUUCAAUAUAUUCCUUCACUACCCGUGAAGUUCUAUCUAAAAUGGAGAUUUUUCAAAAUAUAUCAGAUGUCAAUGUAAUUAAAUAAUAAUAGUAAUCGUGUUGGGUACUAAAAUCUAAAAAAAAAAUGCCUCAUGAAAAUUUUCAAAAUGAAACGAAUUUAAUGUCACUACUGUAAAAAAACAAACUUCACUCAUCACAAUAAAAAUGUGAAACAGGAUGAUAUUUAUUAUGUAUAGGUACAUUAUGUACCUUUGAGUACUCAGAAUCGCAUUUGAAUUUCGUUUAUAUUUUAUACAACAUAUGUUUUGUAUAUACAUAAAUGUAUUUUAAAUUAUUUACAUAUAAACUUAAUAUUUAAUAAAUGUAUAGAAAAAUAUGAAAUUGUUUAUAUAGUGGCAAAUAAAAUCUUAUUGUGCCGAUUAAGAUUUAUCAAAUGUUGAUAGGCAAAAGAAAUGAAUAUAUUAGGGGCAGAUUUAUGUAGAGUAUCUAUUCUAAAAUAAAAUUUGCCUGCGUUUUGUAUGUUUUUCUAAA